AUGACUAUGGAUUACCACCAACAAUACAGUGUUUAUCAGGAAUACUACAGACAGCCUUACCAAGGAACCAUCUACCAGCAACAGCUUCAGCAUCAUCCUCAUCAACAACCACGCUUACAUCAGUCUGACCCAUUAAGAAAUGUCAACCACAUAGGGUUUCCCACUCGCCCUGGUCAGUGUCAUCCAUCUCAGCAACAGCAGCAAAGAGGACCAUCAUUUCAGCACUUUCAGCAGAACACUCAGCAGUUGCAGCAUUUAAACUACUCAUCACCAUAUGUGCCUAACUUUCUUGUGAGCUCCGGCUCAGGACUGACACCGACCCUGACCCCAACAACUCUUGCUACAAUAGAGCAGUCUUUCAUGGAACUCCAGUCUAGUCAGCAAAAUGGUGCCAGGGAUCCGGUCACUCAGAGUGGUUUUGUGCCACCUGUUGUAGACCCAGGUCACAGUGCAGAUGUUUCCCAAGACAGCCUGGACUAUUCCUCGGAAUAUUCCGAUGACUGGGAACCAAAAUCAAAGCAUGGUCGAAUAAUGCAGGAUAUGAAAGGCAUGAAAAAUGUGAAUCUCAUUGUGACCUCAACUGGCACUAUCAACGCUACUCCACAAAGGAAAUACACACGAAGAAAUAAAGACGAGAAG
This is a messenger RNA of Candidula unifasciata, 639 nucleotides long. The record is from the annotation of a GenBank genome assembly. NCBI's taxonomy places the organism in Eukaryota, Metazoa, Mollusca, Gastropoda, Stylommatophora, Geomitridae.